Messenger RNA from Episyrphus balteatus (marmalade hoverfly), 4947 nucleotides. It is a transcript of the gene cnn, whose product is annotated as centrosomin. Bases 1385 to 4942 code for a protein of 1185 amino acids. Gene Ontology annotation, molecular function: microtubule binding; protein kinase binding; gamma-tubulin binding. Gene Ontology annotation, biological process: negative regulation of centriole replication; regulation of mitotic cell cycle spindle assembly checkpoint; chromosome segregation. The record is from RefSeq and is a predicted model, not a curated record. Gene Ontology annotation, cellular component: perinuclear region of cytoplasm; microtubule organizing center; mitotic spindle pole. The transcript has 13 exons. NCBI's taxonomy places the organism in Eukaryota, Metazoa, Arthropoda, Insecta, Diptera, Syrphidae.
GACUAUACGAACGCUUGCUGUCAUUUUUUCGUUCUCAGUUUUAUUAUCGCUUCGCGCUUGUAUGAGUUUCAUUCGUAUUUUCAAAAAAAUAAAUAAAGUGACUGUAUUGAGGAGGGUGGAAUCCACAACAACAACAACAAUCUCACUAUUAAAUCGACAAUUUUCACCCGUAUCUGUAGUUCGGGAGAGCAUGUCAGAAUCAGACAAUCUGUAAAACAGCGAGAAACAGAAAUACAGGCAUCCAUGAGAUGCGAUUCUUCCUCUCAGAUUCAGUUCUGUUCUCGCUUUUGAUUUAACUAGACAUUUCGUUUUCGUUGCAAGUAACAAAAUAUUUAUAACGCGCGUGGCGGCGGUUUUCCGUUUUAUUCUUCCAUCUCUUCCUCUAUGUUUUUUUUUAUUCAUCUCACUCAAAUUGUAAUGUGCUGAAAUUUUGUGUGUUUAAAAACCAUUGAGAUCUAAUUUUAGAUGAAUUUUGAGAUUUUUCGUUUUCAAGUCUUUUGUAUCUCAAUGAAUUAUUGAAAAAAAAGAAGAGAUAUUCUUGAAAUUUUUUUUGGCGGAAUAAGCAAAAUGUGAUUAAGUGAAAAAAGUUAUAAAGGAAAAAAAAGAAUAAGUUCUUAUCAGUUAACGAUGACUGAGGAGUAGUUUUGUGGGUGCUAUAAGCUCUAUAGAAAACUUGAAACGACAAAUUAACCCAAACUAAAAAAAAAGUUGAAUUCAAUUGAAUUUAUUUUUAUUAAUUUCAAUUAAUGUUUUGUUGUGCGUAUUAAUAUUUUUGGAAUAAAAAAAAAAAGAACAAGAUUUAAAGUUGCACAUUCAUUAGAUAGAAUAGAAACGCACAACGUAUUUUACGCGUGCACCACUGCAAAAUGACUCAUUAUAUUGUCGUCAGUUGAAAAAAAAGACAAGCAAUCAAGAAAAAAAGGAACCAAAGGGGAACUUCAAAUAAAACAAAAAAGCAACUAACAAAAAAAUACGUUGAGUGAUUUAAUAGAGAUGGUCUUUUAUUUUUUAUAAAUAUUUUAACUUAAAAGCAAAGCGAUUGAAAUGGAAAAAAUUCUUCAAAUGACAUCAAGAAACAAACAAAAAAACAAAAUAAAACCAAAUAAAUAAAUCAGUCCAAAAUGUUGUGACAAAUGGAAAAAUAUGAUAAAUGACAUUUUGAAUCAGAAAUGAAAACUGGUUAAAUUUUAUGUCAAAAACAAGAAACACCAAAAGAACAAAAGUGAUCAAAGCUAAUUUUUUUUUUAAUUUUUUGUUUUGUGAAAGUUUUUAUUUUCUUUCUUUUGUGUAAAAAAAUAUUUUAUUUUCUGUUGUUAAAAACUGAAAGAAAAAUUAUUUAUUUGGCAAACAAAGUGAUUUACAAAAAUUCAGAAACAUAACCAAAAUGGCUGGAAUAUUUCGAAGCCAUUCGGUUAGCGCAACACCAGUUAAACGAACAUCGUUAAGUCCUUUUUGCACUAGUCCUGGACAACUUCAAGAUGUUACAAUGGAUAAUUCUUAUGCCAUUGGAUACCGAUCACCAUGCGUUAGCUUACAACAGUAUAAUGGCACAACAUCGCCGGCACAAGGUCGUUCCGUGCGUGAAUUCGAAGAACAAAUGGCCUCAUUACGUAAAGAGAAUUUCAAUCUCAAGCUGCGUAUAUAUUUUAUCGAAGAAAGCAUUCCUGGUUAUAAUCAAUCCAAUAACACCGAGGGUCAAGAGACUCUCAUGAAACAAUUAAUCGAUACUAAGGUGGAAAUGGAAAUUCUCCGAAAAGAAAUCCACGAGAAACAAGAUCUUCUCAAGGAAGCCGCUCAAGCUUUAAAUCAAAUGGAAUUAAUACAAAAAGAUACCGAGGUUAAGAGCCAAGCCAUCAUUGAUGACCUAAAUCAUAAAAUUCAAUAUUUAGAGAUGGAAAACAAAGAAAUGGAAAAAUCUCAAUCCGGUAAAUUGAUGGACGAGCUUCUAGGACGAUCUGACGUUUCCUCAAAUAUAAAUGCUGUUCAGAGAAUUCGUGAACUUGAAGGUACCGUCAAGCAGUCAGAAGAAAAAAUCAACGAUUUUCAAAAUCAAAUUCAUAAACUCGAUGAAAUUCUAACACAACGCGAUCAAACAAUACGAGAAUGUGAGGACAAAGUUAAAGAGCUUGUAUUCCAGAAUUCAGAACUGCUGGAGCAGCUCGAGAAUAAGGAUAAAGAAAUUGCCACCGCUGAGAGGUCUUUGCGAGGCAUACGCCAGAACAACAAAGAUCUAAGUGACGAAAAUCAAACCAUCACCGAUAGUCUUGAGGCAGUCAAGACGAAAUAUUUACGUGACAUGGCAAGUUUGAAAAUUUACGAAAAAACUAUCAAAUGUCAACAGGAAACGAUUGUGGGUAUGCAUUCCCAACGACUACGCGAAGAACUUCAAGAUCAUAAACGACAAUUGGCCGACAGGAUUUGUAUGCUAGAAGAAAAUGAAGAAAAACUUAAAACCCAAACAACACAAAAUGAACAAAAAGCCAAAGCUAUCCAGAAACUCGUGUCGCGAAUUGAAAGCCAACAAUAUGAAAUCGAUCGACUAAAGAAGAAUAACACCAGUUCAUCGUCUCAUAUGAAAGAGCUUACCAAUAUCACCGAAUGCUCUGGAUUGUGUCGCUCACUCAGCGAUACCGAAACCAUUGCCGAAUCGUCCAGCUUGCGAGCUCAAAUGGAGAAAAUCAUUGAGCAAAAAGAUAGCGAAAUUCGCAAAUUAAAUGCAGAAGUCAAAAAGAAGACUGCUAAUCUACAGAACCUAGUUAACAAGGAACUGUGGGAAAAGAAUCGUGAAAUCGAGCGUCUUACAAAAUUGGUCAACAAAUCCAAUUCUCUGCCAACAAGUCCGCAAAAAGAGUCUGAACAAUUGAUGCAAUCAUUUACCGAUGUUGAGUAUGCGCAAGCACUCGAAAAUAACAAAUUGCUACAAAAGAAGGUCGAUAUUCUGAUUCAGAGGCUAGCAACUACCGGCAAUCAUAAUUCAGAUGCUAUGAUAAAACAAUUGAAAAAUGAAGUCAAAGAAGCCAAAGACGAAGCUGAGCGAUCGGAAAGAUGGCGUAAGGAAUGCGCUGACGUUUGUAGCAUUCUAACUGCUCGUUUGGAGGAGUUAGCUGGUUUCCUUGAUUCCCUGCUCAAGCACAAAGAUGUUUUGGGUGCUUUGGCUGCUGAUAGACGUCGUGCAAUGCGCAAAGCUGUUGAUCGUAGCUUAGAUUUAUCAAAGAGUCUGAAUAAUAUGUCUCUUUCCAUCACCGGCAUGUCAAUGAUGGAUCAGAGUCUCGCACAAAUCAGCAACCUCUCUGAAAUUCUAGACUUUAGUGUUGUGAAUAAAGAAAAUAAGACAUUUAAUUCCCAUGAAGAACUUCAUGGUCAAACCAUUGAAACACUUCAAGCUGAGCUUAAGGCUCUCAAGAAGGAACUAGACAGAACUAAGUACAAUGAAAGCAAAAGGGAUCGUCGUAGUCUACCGACCGCUUUCGAAAAUCAAUCAGAAUCUGAAGCAUGGUCAGAACCUGAUAGAAAAGUAUCUCUGGCACGCAUUGGUCUCGAAGAACCAAGAGCUUCAAAUGCCUGUAAAGAAGAACGUAGUACAGAUAGUGAAAGUGAACUCAAUCAGAGUCGGUCCAAGUCAAAGACUCAAGAGAAAAUUUCUCAAUUGGAGACAAUGAUCUCUCAAAAAGAUGAAAAGAUUCUUGAAAUUCAAUGCGAGCUAGUUGAUGCCGAUAAUCGUUUGAAAAAAGAAAACCUACGAGUUAUUGACAUGACCAAAGAACUGAAAGAUCUGCGAAGUCGCAAUGAAGAUUUACAUAGUGAGCUGACAGUUUACAGGAACAACCAGGGGUCUGGAUUCGAUGUAAACUCCCUCACACGACAGCUAGAAGAUAAAAGUCGAUCGUUGACAAAGAUUCAAGACGAACGUGACAGAAUCACUGUCGAUCUCAAAAUAAGUGAACUACAAGUAGAAAAUAUGAAAGUCGAGCUGGAAGAACUUAAAAUGAAGCACGAAAUGGCAAUUUCCCAAGCUUCAGAUCAAGAAAAACAGAAACUUAAUGAAUUAAAAGAAAAUUUAACAUCUUUAAUGGAACAAAAACUUAAAGAACAACAAGAGAACCAUGAAGACACGCUGGCACGUGAUUGGAUAGCCAAGUGUAUGUACGAUGAACAUGUUCGGCAAUUCCAACAGCUUCAAAAGAAACUUGUGGAAGCAGAGAGUACAAUCGAAUAUCUCACUGAAAAUGAGGCUGAAAUGAAACAAACCCUGAUUGAUAAUGAACUUUCUAUGAGAGCCAUUAAGAAGAAUCUCGAUGAAACCACCCUGCAAGCAUCCAGAGCGGUAUUGGAACGUACCAAGGCACUCAAUGAAAAGCUGCAGCUGGAAAAUCGUACUCAAGAGCUGACCGAUCAAAUUCAAGCGCUAGAGGCUGAAAAGAAUGAAUUAGUGACAAAAAUAAAUAGUCUGGAGCAACAUGUGUCUUUGAAGAGGAAAUCUUCAAAUCACGGAAGUGAUAUUUCUCAAUCUGGUUACACCUCGGAGGAAGUCCUUGUCGGCACAGGCCGAUCUGCUGCUGGUGGACAGCGUGUUCAUAAUUCAUCACCAGAUCUUGGUAUAGAAUCUGACGCCGGACGAGUGUCUAGUGUUGAACUAACCCAUGCACAUUUAUCAAAACUUAAGACAGUGGAGUUGAAGUCUAAACAGAUGAUUCAAGAAGAUGAAGAAACAAAUGUUGUUACAACUCCCUCAACAACACACGAUUGUGCCAAGGUAGACCAAGAAAAUGCUGAAUUACGUUCGAAAUUAAUUCGCACAAAACGCGCCUUACAAGACACCGUCAAUAAAUUACGCUCAUCUAACCAAAGAAAAGAACAAGUUGAAAAAGAAAUUAAAUCACAAAUUCUCAAAACUCACAAUGUUUUAAAAAAUGUUCGUUCCAACAUGGAAAAUGAACUGUAGUGUGU